This is a messenger RNA of Phragmites australis (common reed), 4583 nucleotides long. Its product is annotated as disease resistance protein RGA5-like. The record is from RefSeq and is a predicted model, not a curated record. Gene Ontology annotation, molecular function: ADP binding. The coding region runs from base 1348 to 4188 and encodes 946 amino acids. The transcript is spliced from 6 exons. Lineage: Eukaryota; Viridiplantae; Streptophyta; Magnoliopsida; Poales; Poaceae. Gene Ontology annotation, biological process: defense response to other organism.
CUCUAUUAUUGCCCGCCUCCGCCCACUCUCUCCCUACUCCGUCUGCGCGCCUCACUCUUCAGCUCUGCUCUUGGGGCUCUUGCCUUGAGCUGCCUUGGUAUUCGGCUCGCGACCGCGGUUCUGCUCGUCGUCGAUCGUUUCCCGGUCCGGCUAAGGUCCCGGAGUGCACGCACGCUGUGUCUGCCGCGGCGGCGGCGGCGGCGGCGCCAUCUCGCCAUUGUUGCCUCUGCCUGCAUUGUCUUGCAACUGCGCAAGCGCUGCAACCAAGGCACACGCACCAGCUUCAUGAUAGACGGAAGGAAGAAGAUAAUGUUCUAUAUGCAGUCUAUAUCACGAUGCAACCAGGAACCAGGAUUUGAUUAAUUAAGGUAGCUUGCCUUUCAAAUUAGCUGCAUGGGACAGGUUGGCUUUGACUUAAUCAUGCAUGCCUCCAUCCUUAGGUGAUACGCGGCCUCUAAAAGACCACACGGCAAAGGCAUCUUCCACUCGAUUAGCACCUCUCUCUCCUCUUCACUUGAGGUUAGCACAAAACACUCACGCACAGGCUUGCAACACGACAACUGUGGAGAAGCUAGCAAUCAGACUCGAUCACGAACACACGGACACAGACGAUUUUGUGGCUCUGAUCACCAGGCCUUUUCUUGCUUGCUUCGUUCACUACACAACACAUACAUGGAGACUCACACCACGACUCACGACUAACGAAAGGAACACUACACACAUAGAGACUACAUUUUUCCUCUUUGGCCACUUGCUCCACACGGCGUUCCACUUUCAUUUGAUUAUUCGAUUCGGGGAGGGUGGCCUGGGAUUUGCUCGUCGGCACCUGGGGCCCGUGCGGCUUGACUCCGCGGCCGCGCGCGGACCCAGCCUCCACACCAACACGUCGACGGCGCACCUUGCUUUCCUGCCUCCAUUGUUCCCUCCACCUACUCUCCUCCUCAGCUUUAAGCUCGUCGCCUGCCUCCCUCCUCCCCUCCACACUUUGCUACCCAGUACCCACUCGGCUUUCCUUCGCGCUGCUCGUGUCUCGCUCUCGCCGAGGACUCUGUCUCGUGCGGCAGAGGCGUCCUCGCGCUUGGCAGGUGUCUUUCUGCCGUGCCGCUACUGCAUCGUGGUUUGGGUGCUCCGCCAGCCGUCUUCAUCUGCACCGUGCAGCACCCGCUUUUGCUGACGAAACAGCUGGUUGCCUUCUUCCUCUUGCUGCACGUCUGCUCUUGGCUGGUUCGACAACUGUCUAAGAGCCGGCCGUUCUGCUCGUUGUAGAUCGUUUCACUUGCUGCCCGUGUUGCACGGCUAAGGUUCCCGGCUCGGCUUGCACAGAGGAGACAACGCGAGCUAGCGAGCAUGGAGAUCGCCACAGGGGCCAUGAGCACCCUCCUGCCCAAGCUGGCCGACCUGAUCAAGGACGAGUACAAGCUGCAGAAGAGCGUCAGGGGCGAGAUCAUGUUCCUCAAGGCCGAGCUCGAGAGCAUGGAGGCUGCCCUUCUCAAGGUAUCCGAGGCACCCAUCGACCAGCCACCCGACAUCCAAGUGAAGCUUUGGGCGAGGGAGGUCAGGGAACUGUCCUACGACGUCGAGGACAGGAUCGACGCUUUCAUGGUCCGUAUCGAGUCACGUGUGCCAGGGAAGACACAGAGCUUCAUGGGUUUCAUUGAUAGAUGCCUCAACCUGCUGACGACGGCCAAGAUCCGCCACAACAUCGGCGCUGAUAUCAGACGCAUCAAGGCCCGUAUCUCGGAGGUGAGUGAGAGGCGUCACAGGUACAAAUUGGAUGUUCCUGCCAAGCCUACUGGCCCAACUGUUGAUAGCCUUCGCCUGUCGGCUCUGUACAAGAAGGCUACCGAGCUCGUUGGCAUCGAAGAGAAGAGUAAUGGUAUAAUAAAAAGGCUAAUGGAAGGGGAUGAGGCAUCAAAGAAACAAUUAAAAAUAGUCUCACUUGUUGGUUCCGGGGGAUUAGGCAAAACCACUCUUGCUAAUGUGGUGUAUGAGAAGCUUAAAGAACAAUUUGAUUGCGGGGCCCUUGUUUCUGUGUCUCUUAAUCCUAACAUGGUCAACAUUUUCAACAAUAUGCUCCAUCAACUCGACGGCGACAAGUACAGAAAAAUCAAUGAAGCUACAUGGGGUGAAGCACAACUAAUCAACGAACUGAGAAAUUUCCUUCGGUACAAGAGGUACUUCAUUGUUAUUGAUGACAUAUGGAAUACUUCAGAGUGGGAAACAAUCCAGUAUGCUUUGACUGACAAUGAAUGUGGAAGUAGAAUAAUCGCAACAACUCGCAGUUUUGAUGUUGCCAAUCAAGUUGGUGGUAUUUAUCGAGUAGAACCUCUUUCUGAUAUUGACUCAAGAAAGUUAUUCUACCAAAGAAUAUUUGGCACUGAAGACAAAUGUCAUCAUCACUUGGCUGAAGUAUCUGAAAAGAUUUUAAAAAAAUGCGGUGGUGUACCAUUAGCUAUCAUUACUAUAGCUAGUCUAUUAGCCAAUAAAAAUGGAAAGGAAAAUGCAUAUAACUAUUGGUCCAAGGUGUAUCAAUCUAUGGGUUCUGGUCUUGAAGACAGUCCUAAUGUGAAGAACAUGAGAAGGAUAUUAGCAGUUAGUUACUACGACCUACAUCCACAUCUGAAGACUUGCUUGUUAUAUCUAAGUUUGUUUCCAGAGGACCAUGAGAUUGAGACAAAACAUUUGAUAAGGAAAUGGAUUGGCGAAGGCUUUGUCAGCAAAGAACAAGGGAAGAGCUUGUAUGAAGUUGGUGAGGGUUAUGUCGAUGAGUUAAUUAACAGAAGUAUGAUACAACCAGAAACUAUUGGUCAUGAUAGUAAGACAGUUUCUUUUCGUGUACAUGAUGUGGUGCUUGAUCUCAUCAAUUUCUUGUCAAAUGAGGAGAAUUUUCUAACAACAAUAGGUGGUCAACAGACCGUGUCUCUGCCAAAUAAGAUCCGCCGAUUAUCCCUCCAAUCCAGCAAGGAAGAGGAUCUCAGGCAGCUGACAACCAUGAGCUUGUCCCAUGUGAGGUCACUUGGUGUGUUCAAGGAAUCUUUCAAUUUGGUGCCUGCCCUUUCAACCUUUACAGUCUUGCGUGUUUUGGAUUUAAGUGGUUGUGAGCAAGUGAAGAAUCAUCAUUUCAAGGACUUUUGCAAUUUAUUCCACCUGAGAUAUUUGAGUCUCCGUCAAACAUCUAUCACUGAGGUCCCCAAAGAGAUACAGAAUCUACAGUUUUUGCAAGUACUAGACUUAAGUGAGACUUCCUCAGAAAAGAUGCCUUCAACCUUUAUUCACUUGACACAGCUGCUGCACCUUCGUGUUGCGUACAUAAGACUGCCAGAUGGAUUUGGAAAUCUAAAGUCUCUACAAGAAGUUGAAGGGUUCAUCACUGUGGAGUCUCCAAGCAUGCUGCAUGAUCUGGGCAGAUUGACCGAGCUGAGGGCCUUGGGCAUCAAAUUUUGUGAAUGGAAUGAGAGCUAUGAAAAACCUUUCAUAGAAUGUUUAUCUAACAUGGUCAGUCUCAAAUCCCUAAAAACAGAAGGCCACAUAGGCAGCCUGGAUUCCGGAUGUGACAAAUUAUCUCCUGGGCCUCAACAACUCUGUUCCGUUGAUAUGUACCUUACAAGCAUCCCUGCAGUACCAAGAUGGAUGUCCUCACUCUGCUCCCUCUCGUCCCUAAAAAUCGGAUUAUUAACUCUGGGAGAGCUGGACCUUCAAGUCCUUGGGAGCAUACCAUCUCUUACUGAUCUCCAAAUAACGGUGAUGAAACCCACACAGGAGAGAGAUGAAAGGUUGGUCAUUGGCAACAAUUAUCUAUUCCAGUGUCUAACACGGUUAAAAAUCUACUGUUAUCGUGGCUCCAUGGAGGUGAUGUUUGCACCAGGAGCUAUGCAAAAUCUCAAAACCCUUCAUUUAGUAUUUUGGUUAGGACAGACAAUGCAUCAGUUUGGUGAUGUCAAAUUGGGUCUGGAGCACCUCGUGUCGCUUGAGCGUGCCUAUGUUGAUAUGAAAGACGACGGCACCACGCCCAAGGAGAUGAAGGCCGCCGAGCAUGCAAUUCAGAAAGCCGUGGAAAUGAAUCCCAACAAGCCGAGACUGGAAUUAAAGUGGGUUCAUAAAAUCCAAAAGGGGAUUCGGGUUGCACUGUAUGUUCAGAAAUCAGCGUCCACAUUCAGCGUAAGAUCCAGGGACGAGAACUCACUUUAGAGAACUCAGAGCAACGAAAGGCCCAGCCAAUGAUUUAGUGGAGGCACAGCCCGUUUCUCUCGGCACCUGCAAGGAUUAGAUGUCCCUCCCUUGAAUCCAUCUCCUCGCUAACCUACUGUGUUGAUUACUCUUCACAAAAUGCCGGCCGCGAUUCCCGUGCUGUUAUAUUUGUUCCCUUCCUUCGAGUGGCAUGCAUUCUGAAGCUUGGUGCUAGCUAAGUAGUAUGUAUGAAGUUUUGGUUUUACCAAAAAAAAAAAAUUCCAGCAAUUUUUUUGAGAGGGAUUUUUCCAGCAAAUUUCUGUCUAAUUAUUUCAAUGUAUUUGUGAAAGAGUUCAGCUUUGAGUUUGUCAAUUCGUCUUGAUUAGCGAGAAUGUUUGGGCACUGUUUUUGCCCCA